AUGGCAUCGACAUCUCGAAGUCGCCGAGAUGACCAUAACGCCAGUCGCAGAGCUCGCGAGCUCUAUCGCUACUUUCAACCUGAACGUCUCCCUCAGUUAGACACUUUCAGUGUGAACAAUGCUCCGAUCGCCGAUGAUUUUCUCCCGCCAGCCACGGCGCAAGCCCUUGAUGCCUCGAUCCGUGUGCCCUCCCCCUUACCGCCGCCCCCACCACAAUUAUCACCACCACUGGCGACCACCGGGGAAGAUUCUCCGUUAUCGCCGGUGGUCCCUGAUACUCUGGUUCUAGGCCAGAACAAUGCUACUUUGACAUCCUUUGCUCAGCUUGCAGCACUGCGUCUAAAUGUGGAGCGUGUGAUAAUCAGUGUAUCCGAUCGAGAUUCGCAGUUCAUUCUCGCCCAAGCAAGUCAGUCCCCGGUUGGUAGUGAUGUCCGUGCUUAUGAGGCUGAGGGAGAUGGGAUCUGGGAUGGUUGCUUUACCCUGCCGUCCUGUGCUUGGGGAAUGUGCGAGGCUACGGUAGCACUUCCACCGUCUUCGAGAGAUCCCAAAGAAUACAGUUUCCUUGUGGUCAAUGACCUGCAGGAGAGCGAGUCUUACAAGAACAUCCCUUUCGUCACCGACGGACCUCGUUUUCGAUUUUACGCCGGGACGCCUCUAACGACAGAAACGAAAAUCAAUAUUGGGUGUUUCUUUGCGCUGGAUACCAAGCCUCGCGAUAGCUUUUCUGACCUUGAGAAGGAGAUUUUUGGCUCGUUGGGAAUGCUUAUCAUGGACUAUCUACAGGUGAGCCGGCAGGCCUCGGAAGGAAGACGUGCAGCUCGAUUGUCCCGGGGUCUGAGUUAUUUCGUAGAGGGCAGUUCUAGCUUUGUCGACCCUCAUCCCUCGUGUUCAGCCAGUUCUGCCCCUACGCUCAGUACUCCCGCGUCGUCCAGUACGAGGGCCCAUCACCUCUCGGGCGGGUCCUCUCAGAGUUUCGAACUUCCCUCCAAACGCUCUCACAGCAUCGAUGCGCGCUCCAGCAGCUCGGUAUCAGACUCAAAAGCCGACAACGGCGACCAAAACAAUUCUUCCCGGCCGGACACACCACUCCCGGAUUGGUGGGCGGGAAGCCGAACGGAGGGGCUGAAGUUAGACGAAUCACAUAGCAGCUCCUGGGCGUUUCGAAGAGCCGCUAAUCUUCUCCGCGAAAGUCUCGAGUUGGAUGCCGAUGGUGGUGUCAUAUUCUUGGAGGUCAAUAAUAGCCACAUGCUGGAUUUCAAGACCGGAACUGAUUGCUGGGGCGAGACCGGUCCCGCGGCUCCUGUAUUAGCUGUCUCCACAAGAGACGAACCUUUUGCCCCAGGGCCGGGCUCGACAGUGCUGUAUCCUGCUGCAAAUCUCGACAGCGGGUUUCUGCACCAGCUGCUACGUCGAUACACUAAGGGCAAGCUUUGGUCCUUUUGUCGAGAUGGGAUUCUCUCUAGCUCCGAUGACGAAAAGCCGAACGGAAUCCGCAGCAUGAAACCCACCGAGCCGCCUCGGGGCAAUGGCAAGAAGUGGAAACAAACGGAAAACGCCAUGUUGAAUCUCUUCUUUCCGAACGCGACUCAGGUCAUGUUUGUUCCUUUGUGGAACGCUGCCAAUUCCCAGUGGUUUGCGGGUUGCUUUUGUUGGAACACAAUAGAGACGCGUGUCUUCAGCCCUUCUGUCGAGCUGAGUUCGGUUCUGGGCUUCGGAUCAUCCAUCAUGGCAGAGUGCAACCGGGUCCAGUCCCUGAUCUCCGAUCGGCAGAAGGGCGAUUUUAUUGGAAGUAUCUCACAUGAACUUCGCAGUCCUCUCCACGGCAUUUUGGCGGCCACCGAGUUUUUGCACGGCACAGACCUCGAUGAAUUCCAACUGUCUCUGCUUGAGACGAUCAACGCGUGCGGUCGAACACUGUUGGAUACAAUGAAUCAAGUCCUAGACUUCAGCAAGAUUGUUUCCCUCGAGAGGACUUGGCGUCACCUCAAGAGGAACAAGACCUCACCUGCGGAAUUGACGAGCAUGGACAAGAUCUCUGCGCAUCUGGACACAUUUAUCACGACAGAUCUUGCCGUCCUGGCUGAGGAGGUCGUGGAGGGCGUGUGUUUAGGCCAUACAUACGGACAGAAGUCGAUGGCUUCCUGUGACCAGUCUGUCCUUUUACCGAACUCGGCUGCCACACUCUCACUUGCGCGGCGGAAGCCCAAGCCGGAUACUUCAGCGGAGGUAGAAGUAGUGAUGGAUAUCGAGCAGAACAACUGGGUGUAUCAGACUCAACCGGGUGCGUUGCGGCGCAUUAUCAUGAACGUCUUUGGCAAUGCCAUGAAGUACACCGAGGCGGGCAGGGUCUCGGUGCACUUGGAGGUCACCGAGGCGUCCGAGAGCCGGUUACGCCGACAUGGUGUGGAAGAACUUGUGACCUUGACCGUUUCAGAUACGGGCAAAGGCAUCUCGGAAGCGUUCUUACGGGGGCGUUUAUUCACACCAUUCGCCCAAGAGGAUACUUUGGCGGUGGGAACUGGGCUGGGCCUAUCGAUCGUUCGAAGUCUCGUCAAAGCGUUGAACGGGACUAUCAACGUCCACAGCCGGCCCGGUGAAGGCACGACGGUCAAGGUAUCUCUUCCUUUAACACGCCCGGAUCCAGAGGACAGUCUCGAGGACAGCCUGACUUCACCGUCCGUUCCGUCGAGACAGGACGACACAAUGAACGAGGCCUGUUCACUGCGCGACAGCCAUGGCGGCAGACGCGUUGCCAUUCUUGGUAUCGAGCCUGCUGAUGCCCUCGAACAUCGCUUCUGGUCCAUCAUUGCGCGCUACCUGACGGACUGGUACGGUCUGGAGCUGGUGUCCUCGGCGUCGCAAGAGUCCAUCGACGUGCUUUUGGCAGACGAGGAUAGCUUGGCGAGCAUCUCAAAGGAGGCUGUCACUGGCAUUCUCCCUUCGCUCUUGAUCCUCUGCAACAAGUCAGUUGAUUACAGCGCUAUCCGGGCCGAGUGGUCACCGAUUGCCGCUUUUGUGGGCAUCAUCCGUCGCCCGUGCGGUCCGCACAAGCUUGCCCGUUGCAUUAGGAAAUGCCUUGAUAAUGGACCACGUGGGGGCGUCACGUUGCCGCCGCGCAUUGAACUUCCCGAACGACCCCGGAUGAGUAAUGGCAGCAUCCCUUCGCCGUGCGCGGACUUGACCGAGGCAGAUCCGCUUGCUGCGACCGGUGAUCUUACUCCCGCCACCUCGUUUAUGCCUGGGACCCUUUCCUCCUCCGAGGAUUCGGGCCAGUCACAAAGUUCGUCCGAUAUUGCCGACGCACCUCAUGGCAGCGAUACCUCCAUGUCGCCACUGCCCACACCGUCGGAGACGGCGUGCAAGCGCGUCGAGCGCAAGGCACGCAUCCUUGUAGUGGACGAUAAUUCGAUCAAUCUGAAUUUGAUGUUGACGUUUAUGAAGAAACGGGAUUUGGAGGUUCUGGAUUCUGCAGAGAAUGGCAAAUUGGCCGUGGACGCGGUGGAAAGGAUGCAGCAGGGUUACGACCUUAUUUUCAUGGAUAUCUCUAUGCCGGUUAUGAACGGCUUCGAAGCCACGCGCGCCAUCCGCGCACUGGAGAGAGAGCGCGAUGGGUGUGGACCGGCCACGAUCAUUGCACUGACGGGACUGAGCAGUUCGCGUGACGAAUCGGAGGCCUUCACGUCCGGAGUGGACUUGUUUCUGACGAAACCGGUGUCGUUCAAAGAGGUCUCCAGACUGUUGGAUGAAUGGGCGGAACGGGGUCUGCGGGAUAGAAAGUACCUGUCCCCGUCCCCGUCCCCGUCUGCUUCAUAA
Molecule: messenger RNA, 3813 nt
Organism: Aspergillus novofumigatus IBT 16806
Lineage: Eukaryota; Fungi; Ascomycota; Eurotiomycetes; Eurotiales; Aspergillaceae
Product: putative sensor histidine kinase/response regulator
Exons: 5
Coding region: 1-3813 (1270 amino acids)
Biological process (GO): phosphorelay signal transduction system; protein autophosphorylation
Molecular function (GO): histidine phosphotransfer kinase activity; phosphorelay sensor kinase activity
Source: RefSeq, a predicted model, not a curated record